AUGUAUGGUACAAUGAGCAGUUUUAAGGCACCUGAAACCACCUUCUACAAAGUUGAGGAAAAGGUGGAUUUCCCCAAAGAGGAGGAAAAGAUAUUGAAAUACUGGGAUGAAAUAAAUGCGUUCAAAAAAUCUAUAGAAUUAUCCGUCAACCGGCCUGUCUUUACAUUUUAUGAUGGACCACCAUUUGCAACAGGUCUUCCGCAUUAUGGGCACAUACUUGCCGGGUCUAUAAAGGACGUUGUGACUCGCUAUGCAUAUCAGACUGGGCAUCAUGUCGAAAGAAAGUUUGGUUGGGAUUGCCAUGGGCUUCCAAUCGAACAUGAGAUCGACAAAAUGUACAAUAUUAAGGGUUCCGCCGAUGUUCACGAGAUGGGAAUAGAUGUUUAUAACGAAAAGUGCCGGUCUGUGGUUAUGAAGUAUUCCUUCGAAUGGAGACAUACAAUAUGCCGUACUGGCCGCUGGAUAGACUUUGACAAUGAUUACAAGACACUGAACACCACUUAUAUGGAAACUUUGUGGUGGAUAUUUAAGCAAUUAUAUGAGAAGAAGUUGGUGUACAGAGGCUUUCAGGUGAUGCCGUACUCUUUGUCUUGUGCUACCCCCGUUUCCAAUUUUGAGGCAAAUCUGAACUACAAGAUGGUUACAGAUCCAUCCUUUUUUGUAGCAUUCACAUUGGUUGAUGAACCCCUUAAUAUUGUCGCGUGGACGACAACACCCUGGACAUUACCAUCAAAUCUGGUCUUGUGUGUGAACGAAGAAUUCAAUUAUGUAAAGGUGCACAAUAAAAAGCUGGAUAUGUUAUAUGUUAUUGCUGAGUGCCGCCUAGAAUACUUUGCAGGUGCGGUUAAUUUGACGCUUGGAGAAGACCUGGUUGUUGUUGAAAACAUCAUGGGAAAGGAUCUUGUGGGAAAACACUAUGUUCCACUCUUUGACUACUUUUCUAAGGAUCCAAAUUUUAGUAGAGCACAAUUAAAAAGGUCUUAUGUCGUUGUUUCUGAUAAGAUGGUUACUUCUACUACUGGUACUGGUAUUGUUCAUUGUGCACCGUAUCAUGGUGAAGAGGAUUUUAGGGUUUGCAAAAAGUAUGGUUUACUUUCUGAACCUUUGCCAGACCUACUUGAUGAACAUGGCUAUUUCAAGAACCAUCUCAAGGACAUAGGUUGUUUAUACGUCAAAAAUGCUGAUAAUACCAUUAAAAAGUUGUUGAAAGAAAAGGGAUCUCUAGUUCAUUCAGGAACUAUUGUCCAUUCAUAUCCGUUUUGUUGGAGAAGUGAUACCCCGUUGAUAUAUAGGGCGGUCAAUAGUUGGUUUAUUAAGGUUGAAGAAUAUCGUGAUAAAAUUCUAAAAGCUAGUGAAGAAACUAAUUGGGUUCCACGGUUUGUCAAGGAUAAAAGGUUCCACAACUGGAUUUCUGAAGCUAGAGAUUGGUGUAUAAGUAGAAAUAGAUUUUGGGGUACACCCAUUCCUAUUUGGGCAAGUGAGGAUUAUUCUCAACUUGUCUGUAUAGGUAGUAUUGAAGAACUUGAAAAAUAUACUGAAAAGAAAGUCACGGAUUUGCAUCGUCACCAUGUUGACAACAUUUUAAUACCUGAUCCAAGGGGUUCAGAAUAUCCUCCAUUGAAAAGAAUUCCAGAAAUAUUUGAUUGUUGGUACGAAAGUGGAUCAAUGCCUCUAGCUAAGAUCCACUAUCCCUUUGAGCAUGAGAAAACUUUACAUAAACAUUUUCCGGCAAACUUUAUUGCUGAGGGUCUUGAUCAGACAAGAGGAUGGUUUUACACUUUGAUGAUUAUAUCAACACACCUCUUUGACAAGGCGCCAUUUAAAAAUGUCAUAGUUAAUGGGCUAAUCCUUGCGAGUGAUGGAAAGAAAAUGUCCAAGAGGCUCAAGAAUUAUCCUGAUCCACUUAGUAUAAUAAAACAGUAUGGAGCUGAUAGUCUUCGUCUAUUUUUAACUUCAUCUCCUGCUGUAAAGGCUGAACCCGUAAGAUUCACAACUGAAGGUGUUCGUAGCAUUCUUAAGGAUAUAAUUUUACCGUGGUAUCAUGCCUACAGAUUUUUUGUACAAGAAGUUACACGACUCGAAGCUACUGGAACCAAGUUUGUUCCAGAUUCUGAGGCUCCUUUUUCUUCGCCAUGUAUCAUGGAUCGUUGGAUUUACUCAAUUACCCAAGAUCUCAUAGAUGGUGUUCACACUGAAAUGGAGUCAUACAAGCUUUAUAAUGUUAUGCCAAAACUUUUGGGUUUUUUGGAACAACUCACAAAUUGGUAUAUUCGCAUUAACCGUGAUAGAAUGAGAGGUAGUUAUGGUGAAGACGAAGCUUUGAUGUCCCUAAGGUCGCUGUAUGCUUCCUUAGUAGCAUUUACAAAACUUAUGAGUAUGUUUGCUCCCUUUACAUCGGAAAUGAUCUACAUGAACUUAAAACGAGCCACUGGUGGCAUGGAGAGUAUUCACUUUGAACUACUACCAAAGUCCAGUAAAAAGUGCGACAACGCUCUCCUGGAAAAGGUGAGUCUUAUGCAAAAAAUUAUUGUUUUGGGAAGAAAUGUAAGGGAGAGGAAAAAGGUAUCAUUAAAAUCUCCCUUGAAGAGCCUAACGAUAAUACAUGAGGAUUUAGAAGUGUUGGCAUCAUUAACUGACCUGCUAACUCUCAUAAAGGAGGAACUCAAUGUUAUAGACGUAAAUUUGUCCAAUGACACAUCAUGCAUAUCUCUCUCAGUGGUUCCAAAUUUCAAGGUUUUGGGAUCUAAACUUGGAAAGGAUAUGAAAGUCGUUGGAGAUGCAAUAAAAAAAUUUAGAGAAAAGGAUGUUUUAGCUCUGGAAGCAGCGCCAAUUGAAAUUUGUGGGCAUCAGAUUACCUUGGAUGAUGUUGUAGUUUCCAGAAAUCUUAGUGUUGAAAGCUUUAGGAAUGCCAAUCUUGACGGGGCUUCCGAUAAAAAUGUUGCGAUCAUCUUAGAUUUCACAACUGAUGACACACUACAGUACAUGGCUAUGUCUAGAGAGAUUGCAAAUAGGGUUCAAAAAACGCGUAAAACACUCGGAUUAUCAAUCGAUGAUGAUAUAACAAUUUGUGUUCAAAUAAAUGACAGGAAACUCCUCGAGGAAUUUGAACCGCAAACCGAAAGUUUGAGAAAGGUCUUGAGGAAGCCAGUUGUACUAUCAGGAGAAAUAAGUAUGGCAGCAAACAUUAUACACGAAGAAGAUAUGGAUGUGAGGUCGCAUGUAUUCAAAAUUUCAAUUUCAAGGAAUUAA
This is a messenger RNA of Theileria equi strain WA, 3249 nucleotides long. RefSeq names its product isoleucyl-tRNA synthetase, putative. Gene Ontology annotation, molecular function: aminoacyl-tRNA deacylase activity; tRNA binding; isoleucine-tRNA ligase activity. The transcript is spliced from 4 exons. Gene Ontology annotation, biological process: isoleucyl-tRNA aminoacylation. The record is from RefSeq and is a predicted model, not a curated record. The coding region runs from base 1 to 3249 and encodes 1082 amino acids. Lineage: Eukaryota; Apicomplexa; Aconoidasida; Piroplasmida; Theileriidae.